AGUGCAAAUAUAUCUCCCCAGUACCCACAUUUUUAUCAUUCCCUCUCAUUUGAGGGCACACGUAUAUUGUAUUGUCUCUCUCAGGAUGGCUUUGGGAAAGUAUGGAGCCAUGAUUUGCUAACAGAAGUCAUCGAAGAAGAAGUCACUAAACACGAUAUCCACACGAUCAUAACAUUUGAUAACCAUGGUGUUUCUGGUCAUUGCAAUCACCGAGAUGUGCAUCGUGGAGUAUUAAAAUUCUUGCAAACUAAUUCAGGAAGAAAUAUCAAAGCUUGGGAACUAGUAAGCCUUAAUAUCUUUCGCAAGUACUGUGGACCUGUCGACAUUUGGCUGUCAAUUUUAUCCGACAAAAAACAUCCAACUAAGGUAAUCAUCAUAAACGAGCAGCCUUGGAAAAGCUUCAAAGCAAUGGCACAACAUUUAAGCCAGUGGGUUUGGUUUCGGAAGCUUUUUGUUUCGUUUUCAAGCUACACAUACGCGAACACACUUAACAGAAUUAUCCCUUGAGGCAGAUUUUGAGGCAACCCAGCUAGCUAACAAGCUCUUUUUUUUGAGGCAAUGGUGAGAGAAUUAUGAACAAACACUGUAGCUUGUAUUGUUGGAUCACUGACAAAUUAUUUAUUUGGCAUAUUGCAUAUAUAUAUAUUUUGUUAUAAAAAUACUUUGCUAAUAA
Molecule: messenger RNA, 673 nt
Organism: Capsella rubella
Lineage: Eukaryota; Viridiplantae; Streptophyta; Magnoliopsida; Brassicales; Brassicaceae
Product: probable N-acetylglucosaminyl-phosphatidylinositol de-N-acetylase
Exons: 5
Biological process (GO): GPI anchor biosynthetic process
Cellular component (GO): endoplasmic reticulum
Molecular function (GO): N-acetylglucosaminylphosphatidylinositol deacetylase activity
Source: RefSeq, a predicted model, not a curated record